AUGCCUUACAGAGGCCACUGUAUCUGCGGCAGUAUCCAAGUCUCCUUGAAGGAACAGCCGCCGGGCUCAUCCAUCAACUACCUCGUCGAUGAGCCCGAUUUUACCGUAGAAGAUACUACCUCGCUCAAAACAUUCGCCGAUACACAUUACGCCAGUGGAAACAUCGUUGCAUGUCAGUUCUGCGGCAACUGCGGCAGAGGAGUCGUGCUGAUGAGGGUUAGCCCCGUGGUGACGAGGAGCCCAAGGUACCCAGGGAAAGCAUUUGUCAAGGCUUCUCUGUUCGAUGUCAUCUCGCCUCCCACUAUGGAGGUGUUUACGGAGCGAAGGCCAAAGUGGGAGAAGCCGGUUGAGGGGCCGAGUCAAGCUUAA
This is a messenger RNA of Aspergillus nidulans FGSC A4, 369 nucleotides long. Its product is annotated as GFA family protein. Lineage: Eukaryota; Fungi; Ascomycota; Eurotiomycetes; Eurotiales; Aspergillaceae. The record is from RefSeq and is a predicted model, not a curated record. The transcript has 3 exons. Bases 1 to 369 code for a protein of 122 amino acids.